UAGUACGAAUAAAAAUGGGCUACUCCAAGUUUUCAAAGUACAAUUUCUUCUUCUUGAUUAUGGUUUUCUAUGUAGUGUUAGGCCAAAAAAAUGAUCAAAUAAUGUUAAAUGAUCGCGCCUCACUUCUUUCGUUCAUGUCCGGGAUUGUUUCUGAUCCUUACCAUGUACUAGAAAGUUGGAAUUCUUCCAACAUUCAUCUGUGCAAUUGGACAGGAAUUGUAUGUGACAAGCAAAUCAAUAGAGUUGUGGAGCUUGACCUUAGUCACCAUUCGUUACGUGGGACGAUUUCUUCAUCUCUCUCGGGGCUUUCAUUCUUGCAGAUUCUUGAUUUAUCUGGAAACUUGUUACAAGGCAAAAUUCCUGCUGAAAUAGGCUAUCUUUUAAAGCUUAAUCAGCUUAGUUUGUCUUCUAAUCUUCUCGAAGAGAAUAUCCCGAACGAAUUAGGAUUUCUUCAUGAAUUGAAGUAUCUUGAUUUGGGAAGUAACAAUCUUUCUGGUGAAAUUCCUCUGCCUAUGUUCUGUAAUUGCUCUGCUUCUUUGCAAUAUAUGGACCUUUCUAACAAUUCACUUAGCGGUAAAAUCCCUAUGGACAAUUACUGCGUGUUGAGUAGGUUGAAGUUUCUUCUUCUCUGGUCUAACCAACUUGUUGGCGAAGUCCCUCAAGCUCUUUCGAAUUCUUCAAAACUAGAAUGGCUUGAUCUUGAGUCGAAUUCAUUAAGUGGAGAGCUUCCUUCUAAUAUCGUAAGUAAAAUGCCAAAGUUACAAUUUUUGUACUUGUCCUAUAACAACUUUGUUAGCCAAAGUGAUAACACUGACUUGAUGCCUUUUUUCGCGUCCUUAGUUAAUUCUUCUAACUUGCAAGAACUUGAGUUAGCUGGAAAUAAUCUUGGUGGGGAGUUACCUCCUAUUAUUGGUAACAUCUCCAAGAACCUCGCACAAAUUCAUCUUGAUGAUAAUCUUAUUUACGGUCCUAUCCCUACACAAAUUUCCAAUCUUGGAAACAUCACUCUUUUGAACUUGUCUAGUAAUCACCUCAAUGGUACAAUUCCUCCUGAGUUGUGCAAAAUGGGAAAACUCGAGAGGCUUUAUCUGUCGAAUAACUCAUUCUCGGGUGUCAUUCCUUCUGCUUUUGGGAAUGUUUCUCAUUUAGGCCUUCUUGAUCUGUCGAAAAACAAGCUCUCUGGAUUGAUCCCCGAUAGCUUUGCUAAUCUUCCGCAACUGAGAAGGCUUCUGUUGCAUGACAAUUACCUCUCUGGAACGAUAGCCCCGAGCCUAGGAGAGUGUGUUAACUUGGAAAUUCUUGAUCUUUCUAACAACAGGAUCUCGGGCACGAUUCCAAGUGCAGUUGCUGGAUUGAGUAGCUUGAAAUUGUAUCUUAACUUGUCUAGUAAUCACUUACAUGGUCCUAUUCCCUUAGAGCUCAGCAAAAUGGACAUGGUAUUGGCAAUUGAUUUGUCUUCAAAUAACUUCUCAGCUACUAUCCCUUCACAAAUUGGCAGCUGCAUUGCUCUCGAAUACUUGAAUCUAUCGCGUAAUGCUUUAGAAGGACCUCUUCCAUCGUCGAUAGGUCAAUUGCCUUACCUAAAGGCAAUAGACAUUUCAUUCAAUGUAUUGAGUGGGCAGAUACCGGAAACUUUUCAGGCAUCGUCAACUUUGCAAAAGCUCAACUUCUCCUAUAACCAUUUAUCCGGGAACGUGACCGAUAUUGGUGCAUUUUCAUCACUAACCAUUAACUCAUUCUUGGGAAAUUUUAAGCUUUGUGGCUCAGUACAAGGCAUGAAAAGUUGCCACGAAAAGAGAGGUUACCAUUUCAUAAUCACAAUCCUCCUUUCAUUGCUUAUAACUCCCAUUUUUUGCGUAGUCGGGUACCCUCUCGUCCUAAGGUCCAAAUUCAGGAUCCAAGUGGCCGGUUUUAACAGUAAGGUAAUUGAAGAUACAGAACAAGGUGGAGGGAGGAAAGAGCAAAAGUACCCGAGAAUAUCACAUAUGCAGCUGAUUGAAGCGACAGGAGGUUUUAGCAGCUCGGGCCUAAUAGGAGCAGGACGAUAUGGGCGGGUUUAUAAGGGGGUGCUGAAAAACAACAUGAGCAUAGCUGUUAAAUUAAUUGAUACACAAGCAGCUGGAGAGAUUUCAGGGAGCUUCAAAAGGGAAUGCCAAAUCUUGAAAAGGACUAGGCACAGGAACUCGAUUAGGAUCAUAACGACGUGUAGCAGGACGGAUUUCAAAGCUCUCGUGUUCCCACUGAUGCCAAAUGGAAGCCUAGAAAACCAUUUGUACCCGAGCCAUGGGCUGAGACAUCAACUUGACAUGGCUCAAUUGGUUAGCAUUUGCAGUGAUGUAGCAAAAGGGGUGGCCUAUCUCCACCAUUAUUCGCCCGUUAAAGUCAUGCACUGUGACCUAAAGCCAAGUAACAUCCUUCUUGAUUAAGACAUGACAGCUUUGGUCACAGAUUUUGGGAUUUCAAGAUUAGUAAAAUCUGCUGAGGAAAAUACUAAUCCGGUCGACGAAUCAGUUUCUUACAACUCAACAGAUGGCUGGCUUUGUGGAUCAAUUGGUUACAUUGCUCCUGAAUAUGGAAUGGGAAGGAGGGCUUCAACAAAAGGAGAUGUAUUUAGCUUUGGAGUUCUGUUACUCGAGAUUGUGACAGGGAGACGUCUCACGGACACUCUUUUUCAACAAGGCUUGAGUUUGAACGAAUGGGUGAAGAGUCAGUAUUCGCAUAAAAUCGAGACUAUGAUUGAAGAAACACUACAAAGAUGUGCAACUUGUACAAUAAUUCCAUCCGAUCAUAGCAAUAUAUGGCAUGAUAUCGUGUUGGAGCUGAUAGAACUUGGCCUAGUGUGCACUCAGUACAAUGCACCAACUAGGCCAACAAUGUUAGAUGUUGCACUUGAAAUUGGCAGUAUAAAACAGUAUCUUUCAAGUCCUUCCAACAUUGUUUUUGAAGAUGUCACAACAAAAAGUUAAUUUUUUUUUUUUUUUUUUGUAUCACAAACAUCAGCAGAGAAACUAUGCCAAUGUACCGUUUUAACUUUAUUCAUUUGUACUUCUUUUUUUCUUUCUUUUUUCCCAAUAUUUAGAGAAUUUUUUUUUUUUUGUUUGUUCAAUGCUGAUCCAUUUUCUUAGCUCCUAUCCUGAAAAUUUCUUCAGGUGAGCUACAGAAGAAUUCUUUUUAAAAAAUUAAAGAAUCGGUAAUCUUUUUUUUAUCCUGUGGAAUUUUACUACAAAAGUUUGGAUAAAG
Messenger RNA from Lycium barbarum (goji berry), 3240 nucleotides. Its product is annotated as putative leucine-rich repeat receptor-like serine/threonine-protein kinase At2g24130. The record is from RefSeq and is a predicted model, not a curated record. Lineage: Eukaryota; Viridiplantae; Streptophyta; Magnoliopsida; Solanales; Solanaceae. Gene Ontology annotation, cellular component: plasma membrane. Gene Ontology annotation, biological process: protein phosphorylation; hormone-mediated signaling pathway. The transcript has 2 exons. The coding region runs from base 15 to 2426 and encodes 803 amino acids. Gene Ontology annotation, molecular function: ATP binding; protein kinase activity; protein binding.